Akanthomyces muscarius is the source of this 1263-nucleotide messenger RNA. RefSeq lists its product as uncharacterized. The record is from RefSeq and is a predicted model, not a curated record. Gene Ontology annotation, molecular function: glucan endo-1,3-alpha-glucosidase activity. The coding region runs from base 1 to 1263 and encodes 420 amino acids. The transcript is spliced from 5 exons. Gene Ontology annotation, biological process: mating projection tip cell wall disassembly. NCBI's taxonomy places the organism in Eukaryota, Fungi, Ascomycota, Sordariomycetes, Hypocreales, Cordycipitaceae.
AUGGUGUCGACGAAGCAUCUUGUUGCAGGCCUCUGCCUGCCUGCGUUAGCUCUUGCGGCUGAGAAAGCAGUAUACGCCCAUUUCAUGGUCGGAAUAGUCGAAAACUACACUGUGGAUGACUGGAAACAAGACAUCGCCCAAGCCCAGGAAAUCGGCAUCGAUGGCUUCGCGCUAAACUGCGCGCCACCACGUGUAGACAGCUACACGCCAAAGCAGCUUGCCAAUGCGUAUGAAGCAGCUGCAGAUACGGGAUUCAAGGUGUUCAUCUCAUUUGACUUUGCAUACUGGGGAGACAAUGAUUCAAACGACAUCACGUCGAUUCUACGAAACUACAGCGCCCACACAGGUCAGGCCUACUACAAUGGAGGGGCUCUCGCUAGCACUUUUGUCGGGGACUAUUUUGACUGGAACAACGUCAAGAAUAACAUGGGCGGACAGAAGCUCACAAUUAUUCCAAUGAUCCAAGACCCGACGUUUCUAUCGCGCCAGACAACCGGAAUCGAUGGCGCUUUGUCCUGGUAUGCUUGGCCGACUGAUGGUGGUAAUAGCGUCAGCCCACCACCAAUGACAACCGUCUGGGACGAUCGAUACCUGGAACACAAGGGAAGCUUGGCCUAUAUGGCUCCUGUCUCGCCCUGGUUCUUCACCCAUUUUAACACCAAAAAUUGGGCUUUUAUCUGCGAAGACCAACCAACUAGACGAUGGGAGCAGAUGUUACAAAUGAAGCCUGAACUGGUUGAGAUUCUGACUUGGAAUGACUUUGGCGAGAGCCACUAUAUAUCUGGACAUGAGCCUCAUCAUAGUGAUGAUGGAUCAUCAGAAUGGACUGCAGAAUAUCCCCAUGAUGCCUGGCGAGCAUUGAUGAAACCGUACAUUGCAGCCUACAAAUCUGGCGCUGCUUCCCCUACCGUUUCUCGCGACGAGCUGGUUUACUGGUACCGAACCACUCCAAAAGGAAUCGAAUGCACCAAUGAUAAGAUUGGGAAGCCGCGCGGGGUUGAACUGUUUGAUGAUGUUGUUUUCGCAAGUGCCAUGCUGACGCAACCUGCAGACCUGACUGUGACCAGCGGAAGCUGGUCUCCCGUUACAGUGUCCGUGCCUGCUGGCAUUCACACACUCAACUUCACCAUGGGAGUCGGAAAGCAGCAGUUUAGUCUUUCUCGCAGCGAUGCCCAUUUACUUGGUGGUUUUGGAGCAAAGGAUAUUCAGCAGUCUUGCGAGACGUACAACUUCAACGCGUACGUGGGAGCUUUCACUGCCUAG